Messenger RNA from Conger conger (European conger), 1927 nucleotides. RefSeq names its product equilibrative nucleobase transporter 1-like. Gene Ontology annotation, molecular function: transmembrane transporter activity. Gene Ontology annotation, biological process: transmembrane transport. The coding region runs from base 1 to 1533 and encodes 510 amino acids. The record is from RefSeq and is a predicted model, not a curated record. The transcript has 12 exons. Lineage: Eukaryota; Metazoa; Chordata; Actinopteri; Anguilliformes; Congridae.
AUGACCCUGGUGUCGGGGUUGAUGGAGUGCCUGUGUUUUGCGGGGGCGUUCACGGGCUGGACCUCCCUGGUGUUCGUCCUCAAAGAUGAGGGCUACUACAGUGACUUGUGCGUCAAUGCCACUAGCGCAAACAGCAGUGUGUUCACAGACUGCAGUGCUCAGGACUCAUGGCUGUCUCUGGUCUACACCAUAGGCAUAUGUGUAAAUAAUACGCUUGCAGUUCCCAUGGGAUUAUUCUUCGACAAGUUUGGCACCAUGGCAGCGAGGAUUUUGGUGAUAUCACUCUACACCGCUGGUACUUUGAUGCUGGCCUUCUCCAGUGCAGAUGUACCCAUCUUGGUCUUCCCAGCUGUUCUCUGUAUCAUUUUAGCUGGACUGACACUCAUGAUAACUAAUAUUCAGACGUCCAACUUAUUUGGCUCCCACCGAUCUACCAUCAUGGCUCUGCACACGGGGAUGACGUGCAGUGGUUCAGGGGUCUUCCUCAUUGUCAAGGUGCUGCAUGAAAAAGGGGUUUCUCUGCGCUCGUCGUUCCUCUUCAUCUCCGCCUGCAGUGUCAUCCACGUCCUCCGGACGUUCCUCCUCCUGCCCAAGACCCACAUCCCCUACCCCCUGCCUGAGAACUACACUUAUGGAACAGCCUGCUGUGGCCAGUCCAAUGGCACGGCACAGGAGGAGGUGGGGAUGACACCGGCCAAUGGGAAUGCACAGGAGGAGGUGGGGAUGACACCGGCCAAUGGGAAUGCGCAGGAGGAAUCGGGGAAGGCACCGGCCAAUGGGAAUGCGCAGAGGGCAAUGGAGAGAGAGACUGCCCCCUAUCAGCCAUGGCCACGGCCACCCCAAAGCUCAGCAGUCAACGGACCAAGUUUCAGGAGCUGUGUCCUCUCCUGGUUCUUUCUCUCCCACUUGGUCUGGUUCUCGGCGUGUCGCUUAACGUGUGAAUUUCUCUACGUGUCUCUGAAUUCCAUGAUCACCCACCUGGCAGAUGGAAACGUCGUCCACGUGAACAGGUACACCGAUGCGUUCGCCAUCGUGCAGUUGUGUGGGGCGCUCUGUGCUCCCUGGAACGGACGCAUCAUGGACAGAAACAAGGGCAAGCAGAGAGCCCCAGGGGAGACGGAGAAGGAGGCAGACCUGCGAUCCUCCGCUCUCUCCCUCUUCAUCACGGCUCUCCUUAGCCUCCUCUUCUGCGUGUGCGCCUCCAUCCCGGUGCUCCCUCUGCAGUACCUCACCUUUGCCCUGCAGGUCACCUGCAUCUCCUUCCUCUAUUCCGGUAACUCGGCCUUAAUCAGCAUCGCGUUUCCCUCCUAUUUUUACGGACGGUUGCACGGUCUCAUCACAUUCCUGUGCACGUUCGUGGUGCUCCUGCACUACCCCCUGAUGAUUGUCGUCACUGACAUCCUGCAGGGAGACCCUCUGUAUGUGUUUGUUGGGCUCACUUUUGUGACCCUACUCAGCUUCAUCUACCCUCUCUUCAUCUACCUCCACUGCCGACGACUGGCUGCCCACCGCUGCAGUCUAAACCCCUCCUAGCAACUGCCUGGCUGCGCCAUGACAAAGCCUCAUUUCUGAGAACAUUCCAGAGAAUCCUCUCCCUCCCCAGCCAGGCCCUUCACUGGAGAUGCGUUUUAAGCUGGGUCAUACUGUUUUGUUUUUUUUUUUACAUUUUUUCCAGAUUUUUCCCUUUUUCUCCCAAUUUGGUAGCCAAUUGUACCUCGUCUGAUUCAAUUGGAGGUAGUCGUAUUAGAUGUACCGCCCGUACCCCGUCCCUCGGCGGCCCGAAUGAGAGCGACACGCCUUCUUCAAGCCGUCUCGUCUUGUGCCCGUUGCCGUGAUUAUGUUUUUAACCCCAUCCACUCUGUCCACCUGAUGUCUGAAAUUAUUGUUUAUAAUUCAUAUUUAUAUCGUACAAGAAACCGUGAUGUAA